Messenger RNA from Eremothecium sinecaudum, 1059 nucleotides. RefSeq names its product Frt1p (gene FRT1). The record is from RefSeq and is a predicted model, not a curated record. Bases 1 to 1059 code for a protein of 352 amino acids. The transcript has a single exon. NCBI's taxonomy places the organism in Eukaryota, Fungi, Ascomycota, Saccharomycetes, Saccharomycetales, Saccharomycetaceae.
AUGACUAGAGAGAUUGAGGAAAGAGCUGAAAGUCACAGAAAUAUACGUCAGGUGUCUGGAGGUGUUCAAUCGCUAGAAAAGCUGAAAAAUGAGGAAUCAUCGGUAGAUUAUACUAGUGCUGCGUCAGGGAAAUUUAGUGACUGUUUAUUCGGAGCGGAGAAACGUAGUCGCAGUGGUUUUCUAGUCAGAGAUGGUUCUGGGAUGUUCAUGACGCAGAGCAAUCGACAGGUAUUUUCUGUUGCCAGUGUACCAGCUCGGAGGACCGGUGGUGCUACAUAUUCGUUGGGUGCGUCGAGCGGCGGAGAAAGAGAAGACAGUGAUAGGCGGUUAGCAAGGCAGUUUCUGCAAAUUAAUACAGGUGCGGGAACUGGAGAAGAAGUUUGGGGGGUGGGACAGUCCGUUGGAAGUAUGAACGACAGACCUUUUUCAGGGGAGUCGUUUGUUGCGUCAAUUACUGAUAUGUCUCUCCCCCAGCUAUGGGAGCAUGAACUUAGGGGUGGGACCUUCCCAUUAGACCGGUUUAUGACGCACACCACAUUACAUGAUGUUACAGAUGCCUUGGAGGGAGUAGAUAGGAUUCUAGCUGGACUAGAACUUUCUGCCAAGAACGAGCUAACAAUGGACGUGUUUCCGAGGACGACGGAAUUAUCUCACCACGAAGUGUUAUUGCGUAGGAUACAGCAGGAUAUAUCCAAUAUUAGACCUAUACUCCAGGAAUUUGAAGUGCAGGUGCGAGAGCAGCAUAUUAAGGUACUCGAGGAUGCCUUUUGCACAGCAAAGGAUGAUUCGUUUAUUGUAGAGCUCGCUACUACUGUUGAUCAGCAGAUAAUGGAGCUCGAGAAACUAGAGCAGGGCAUUACAGAUUGUAGGGAAGCAUUGGAGAAGCAUAAAGCUCGUCUUGAGCAGCUUGAGACGGCUUUUAAACUAGUGGAUAGCGUCGAGGAGAAGAAACAACAGAUGCGUUUGACGCGCAAGUUUAGGAAGAUUCGCGGUAUUUUAUGCGAUGCUUUGGUAAUUUUAACAUCAAUUUUAGUCUGGUGGAUCUUGCGUAGCAUUUAG